Molecule: messenger RNA, 808 nt
Organism: Monascus purpureus
Lineage: Eukaryota; Fungi; Ascomycota; Eurotiomycetes; Eurotiales; Aspergillaceae
Source: the annotation of a GenBank genome assembly
GAACAACUGAACGAUCGCCUAGUCUACGCUCUCUCCUCCUCCGCUGUCGUUGCUUUCUGCUGCCAAGGCUACUGUUCCUGAUGGAUCUGUCGCCUCUUUCUGCAGAGCAGCUCUCAGAAGUUAUCGAGUCUGCUUCUUCUUCAGAGCAGCUCUUCGACAACUUAUCUCAGUAUGAGAUGAAGGCCUGCUUUAUGUCGUCAGAUCCUCCUCGGAAUGAGGACUCUGAAGUGCUAAGCUUCUUUUAUACGUCGUUCUUCAUUGCUCAUCUUCUCACGGAUCAAAUCGAUGAAGCUCGUGCAUUGACGAAACGGAUGCCACAGUUCUUGCUACAACGCGAUUCCUCUCUACAGAACUGCCUUAAUCUAUUACGUGCUCUUUGGCAGCAUAAACAUGAACAGGUUUACAGUAUCCUCAGGGAACUUCCAUGGUCAGAGACUGUCAAACCUCUAGUGCAGCAAUAUGAGGUCUACUUCCAAAACAAGACCAUAAGUGAAGUCAGCAGGGCCUAUGGGGCUAUCAGACCUGCAGUAGCAGCAAGCUAUCUUGGAAUCGACCCGCUCGCCGCAGAACGAGGCGAUCCGGCCGUGAUAGAGAAGUUUACAUCAUGUGGAUGGACCUGGGAUGAACAGACUAAGUUGUUGCACCCGAAGCCGAUCGAUGCUCCACACGCAGCGGACAGUCAUUUACCCAAGGGUCUUAGUGAGAUUAUGGCGCUCAUCGGAGACCCUGAAAGCUGAGCAGGACUUGCAAGAUUGGAAUAUCACGCAGCUGGCACAAUAAUCUCUAGGUCAUAUUAAUUUACAGGAGU